AUGGGAAAUAAACCAUCAGUAAAUUAAAGUAAAUUUCAGAAACAAUUGACAAUUAAUGAUAAGCAAUUUAAAAAAGACUAAAGCUAAUCGAAUGUUAUUGCUCCUUACAGAGAGGGAACAACUUUAGCUGUGGAAAGUAAAUUGAAGGUAUAUUUAAGAAAUGCUAAUGAUGGUGAAGACCUUGAUGAUGACAAUCAAGGAGGAAGGAAUAAAUUAUAAUAAUUUAAAGAAGACUAACAUAAUGUUGAAAAUAUUUAAAAGGAAAUUAUCCAUUUAGAAGAAACAGUGUUUUCAAAAGAAAAAUUAUAAAGAGUUCGAGAAGACUUUGAAUCCUAUUCUAAAGAGAAUAAAAUGAGCAGAAAGAAGUUACUUGAAUAUUUUGGGAUGGCAGAACUCGACAAUAAAAGGUUAGGAAACAGGAUUUUCUAAUGUGUUAAAUCAACUUUCUCCUAGAAAAAAACAGGACCUUUUCUAGAUUAUGCUAAGUUUUUAAAGGCCAUAUCCAUGCUAUCUUAAUAAAAUGACGAAGGAAGAUUGAGGUUUUUAUACUCCAUGUUUGAUAUGAAUUUAGAAGGUAGUAUAGAGAAAGAUGAGAUGUAUAAUUUAAUGAUGAUGUUUCUAGAAGGCAUGAUGUCGAUUAAUUAUGAAAAUUAAGAUUUGAACGAUUUAAAGUAAAGAAUAAGUGAAUCACAUGACAGGCAGAUUGAACUUGCUCUAGAGGAAAUUGUAAAUGAAAUUUACUAAAAUCAUGCAUCCAAACAAAAUGUAUUAAGCUAUGAUGAUUGGAGAAAUUGGCUGAUGGAAUAGGAAGGAAUUUAAGAAAUUUUACAAUUUAAUCCUCAUACUGAUUUUUAGGAUUGA
Molecule: messenger RNA, 861 nt
Organism: Paramecium tetraurelia
Lineage: Eukaryota; Ciliophora; Oligohymenophorea; Peniculida; Parameciidae
Exons: 3
Molecular function (GO): calcium ion binding
Source: RefSeq, a predicted model, not a curated record